Messenger RNA from Cucurbita moschata (crookneck pumpkin), 2664 nucleotides. RefSeq names its product UPF0481 protein At3g47200-like. The record is from RefSeq and is a predicted model, not a curated record. The transcript has 5 exons. Bases 786 to 2483 code for a protein of 565 amino acids. NCBI's taxonomy places the organism in Eukaryota, Viridiplantae, Streptophyta, Magnoliopsida, Cucurbitales, Cucurbitaceae.
CAUCAUCCACGGGUGGGAUCACAAGUCUUUCUCCGGUUCGCAUCUCGCAUCUAUUUCUUCCUUAUUAUACUUCAAAUCCCUCUCUUCAGGGUCCCGUGCAGAUCUGGCAUGUGCACAACCCCCUUUGCACGUAACUUCAUCCCAGUUAAUUGCAAGUGAAGUCUUUCCUGCGCUUGUCGUUAAGGCACUUCUCUAUCCUGGAGCAAUUGUAAAUGGCCUUGUCACGAACUUGACAGUUCCUAGCUGGAGUAACUUGUUAGACAUCUAUAAUUUGACAACGUGAAGGAAGCCUUCGCUGUUACUGAUCUUCAACGCUUAGAGAGUGGCACAUAGCCAAGGGAGAAUUUGAGAGCCCCUCAACACCAAGAUCUUACCCAAAAAGCACUCAUAUAGUCUAUAUUCUAAAUGCUCUCUUCUAAAUGCGAAGCUGACGCCCAUUCUUUCUGAUGAUUACAUACUAUACCAUUGGAAGCUAUCACUAUCCGCACGCCAAAUAGUGAUCCAGGUAUACAAUACUAGAUGAGAGAUUUACUCGAGUUGAAAAUACUGGAAAAGUAUGUCCAACAGCCUUUCUCAAUUGGGAGACAUGAAAAACUUGUGAGCAACAACCGUGUUUGGAAGAUACAGAUGAUAAGCCACCAAGCCAAUAUGGUCAUUGUAAAUCAAUAGCUGCAUCUGUAGUAUUUUCAGUCUAUAUUAAAUGACUUGUCGUUUCAACCCAGGUUCUUGUGGGAAGCUAUUUCUCAGUGGCUGGAGCGUUUGUGGGUGCUUUGAAGCCCGAGAGGAUGAGCAUGUUGGGAAGUCUCUUGGUAAUUUGGGGUCUUGUUAAGGAAGGAAUCCUCGGAAAACCUGUGAACACAGAUCCUUCCAAAUCUGCUUAUGUUUAUCCUACAAUGGUUGUUGCCGUUAUCUGGGCUUUCUCAUUGGUUAAUUAUGAUGUGAAGAAGGCAGUUAGAAGUGCCCCUGUUCGACCCAUUGCAAAGCCACUUCAGAGCUCAUCAAAAUCUAAGCUUAAAUAUUCUUUGCAGCACUAUCAGACUUUUCCAGCUUCGGUAAAACUACAUCUGUUUUGGUUCAAUUGUAUGGAUCACAGAGAGGAGUUCCUGUAUGGUGAUCCUGUCUGGUUCCGUCUUGUCUACAAUAUUGAAACUAAUCAGUUCAAAAUGGAGCUCUGCGGCCGUCCCAACACAAAUGAGAACAACAGUCUAGCAGAAAUAGAAAAUGAAACUGGUACUUUUGAUCCAGUGGUACUAUCCAUUAAUCGUAUUCUUCAACAAGCUGUUUCAUCCGGUUCUUCAGACGGUACCAUUUACAAGGUUCCAGAACCUCUGCGCAGCAUCAAGCCAGAAGCUUAUACGCCCACUGUCAUCUCUAUCGGUCCUUUGCACUCCGGUAGAAAAGAUCUUACGGCUAAUUCACUCAAACCCAUGUACCUUCAAAACUUCCUUAAUCUCACCAAGCUCCCCACCAACACGAUUGUUGAAACAGUCAAGACUUGGGAAAAAAGAGCUCGCUAUUGUUAUGCAGAAUCCAUUGAGAUGAACAGGGAUGAAUUUGUGGAACUUCUUGUCUUUGAUGGCUGUUUUGUGGUCAUGCAUCUCAUCGGUUAUUCCUUCUUCGAACUUCGGGCCUCAGAUAUGUCGAAUUUAUGGAAAUUCUGGUAUGAACUAUUUUGUGAUCUGAUACUGCUUGAAAACCAGCUUCCCUUCUUCCUUCUCCAAUCUCUAUACGACCUCUGCGCCUCUUCUCAACCUUUGCUGAAAGGUGUGCAUUUCAUUGAACUUGUUCAUCAAUAUUUCAUUGAAUCCCACAAAGGAGGGUUGUUUUCUCUUAAAGAACAUGUACUUUUGGCUGGCAUAGGCGUCCAAGUGAAUCAUUUUGUUGAUUUAUUAAGACUGCACUUUACUCAUACGCGUUCCGAUGAAACGUCCUUCCAGCACACAUUUUGGCCACCAAAUGCCACUAAGCUUCACGAAUGCGGUGUUAUUUUCAAGAUGGGGAAGGGCAUAGCAUUUAAAGACCAAGGUGGCUGUCUACAACUGCCGCAAAUCAACAUAUAUGAUGAUUUUGAAAAGCGUGUGAGGAACCUUAUAGCUUAUGAACAAUGCCAUAUUGGCAGUGAGUUAAGGAACGAGGUGAGCAACUUUGCUGUGUUUAUGCAGUGCUUGGUCCAGACAGACCAAGACGUGAAAUUGCUGAUUGAGGGAGGGAUCAUACACAACAACUUUGGUAGUAUCAACGAGGUUACCCAAUUAUUCAACAACCUCGGUAAGCACAUUUGCCCUGGAAUUAACUCAUACAAUUUUGAUUGCAAAAGAAUGAAAGAUUAUUGCAAGCGCCCUCGCCAUCGGUGGAUUUCGUUGUUGCGACGCAACUAUUUCAGCACGCCAUGGCUCUGUGCUUCCUCCAUUGCAGCCAUCCUCCUCCUUGCACUCACUCUCAUCCAGACGAUUGUGGCUAUAGUUGACCUUUUAUUCAAAUGAGGUUCUUAAUUGGAUCCAAUUCAAAUUAUGCUUUUUUGAAUUUAGAAUUCAAACUUCUAGUUGAGAGUUUCAAAUCAAUGUUUAACUAUAUGUUCUGUUGGAUCCAUGUUUAACUAUAUGUUCAUGUUGGAUCCAUGUUUAACUAUAUGUUCAAGUUGGCUCUAUUAAAUUUAUAUUAAAU